Exophiala viscosa is the source of this 915-nucleotide messenger RNA. Its product is annotated as Alpha/Beta hydrolase protein. The coding region runs from base 1 to 915 and encodes 304 amino acids. The record is from RefSeq and is a predicted model, not a curated record. The transcript is spliced from 2 exons. Lineage: Eukaryota; Fungi; Ascomycota; Eurotiomycetes; Chaetothyriales; Herpotrichiellaceae.
AUGACACGAACAGACAUUUCAUUCAAGACCGGCGACGGAGUGACGCUGCGUGGCUGGUUCUUCAUAGCCUCAUCGACAUCAACGUCGACGAAAUUGCCAUGCGUGAUCCUUACGCACGGCCUUUCUUGUGUCAAGGAGAUGGGUCUGGACUCUGUCGCCGAGAUGUUCAUCUCAGAACUGCCAGUUACUUGCCUUGUAUAUGAUCACAGGGGGUUUGGAGCGUCGGCUACGGCGCCUCACGCGCCGCGCCAGGAAGUCAUCACUUGGCAGCAGGUGAAUGACAUGCGUGAUGCGAUUACCUAUGUCCAGACAAGGGAGGAGGUCGACAAGUCCAAGAUCGCGCUGUGGGGGUACUCGCUUUCGGCUGCGGAGGCGCUGUUAGUCGCUGCGAUUGAUCGAAGGGUUAGGGCGGUUAUUGCUCUGGGGCCGGGGUGUUCUCCGCUCGAGAUUGUGAGUAGGUUGACGGCUCCUCAUGCGCUGAAUGCAAUACGGCCGCUGUUCGAGGUCGAUCGGUUGGCGAGGGCGGCAGGUCUGGAUCCGAUCAUGGUGCCUAUGAUCGCCGAGCCUGGAGGGCAGUGUGUGCUGCCGAGUCCAGAGUCUUUUGCUUUCUUCUCGGAGUGGGAGAAGAACGGGAGUUCGUGGAAGAAUGAAGUUACGAUGAGAAGCCUGGAUGAAUUGGCGACAACUGCGUUAUGUGCGCCGUAUCUGGACGUUCUCACACCGACGCCGGUAUUCUUUGGCGUGGCCACGAGGGAUACCAAUACUCCCCCGGAUAUGGUGAUGAGGUGGUAUGGGCAGGUGAGCGAGCCGAAGGAGUAUGCCAUUGUCGAUGCGGACCAUUAUCAGUUGAUGGGGGAGUCGAGGGAGGUUUUGGACGUCAGAGAGGUCGCAUUCUUGAAGAAGGGGUUGUGCUGA